Molecule: messenger RNA, 1197 nt
Organism: Trypanosoma rangeli
Lineage: Eukaryota; Euglenozoa; Kinetoplastea; Trypanosomatida; Trypanosomatidae
Exons: 1
Coding region: 1-1197 (398 amino acids)
Cellular component (GO): Golgi apparatus; endoplasmic reticulum; plasma membrane
Source: RefSeq, a predicted model, not a curated record
AUGCCAAGGGGUGCACAAGGCCCCAUAGAGCUGCUGAAGCAGCAGCGUUUGCCUGCUUGGCAGCCCAUUCUUACACCUCUAAGUGUUGCAGUAGCCUUUUUUAUUUUAGGCGUUAUCUUCGUUCCUUUAGGUGUACUCAUUACGCUAACGAAUCAACGCGCAAAGGAAUUAAGCGUUCGUUAUGAUCAUGUUCAGCGCUGUACGAGUACGCAUAAUACAGGUGCCUUCACUUAUACAGGUAACGGCAUGACGCUUCGCACCGGGUGUAUAACAGAGGUAUACUUUGAGCUUAGGGAAAGGCUCGUGGCACCGGUAUACCUUUACUAUGAACUAACCAAAUUUUACCAGAAUCAUAGACGGUAUUCAAAGUCGCGAAGCGAUGCCCAAUUGGCUGGUGCUGUCGUGAGAGAUAUACCUGAUGCUUCACCUCUUGUGACGCCAGGGGAAAUUAAGGGUCUCUCUGGGACCUCUAUUCGCUACAUGGAUGGUUUGAAUUUGAAAUACAAGGAUUUUGUGUAUGCCCCAGCCGGUCUUAUUGCAUGGUCUAUGUUUAAUGAUACGUUUACUCUUUACGCAGAGGACAACGAAGGUGGAGUGGCACGACAACUCAUCUGCAACACAACUGAUUUUUCAAAGGCAACGAAUCUCCCUCUUAAAGGCUCGACAUCACAAAACAUGUGCACCAAGAAAGGGAUUGCGUGGGAUACAGACGUGGCAUACAAGUACAAGGCACCAAACUUGGACGCGGAUUGUCGCUUUUGGACGGCGGCACGAGAGUUGUACACUGGCAACGUAUCAACUAAGGCUCUAUCCAAUGACACCUUUUUCAACAAGGGGUGGUACGCAGGUGAAUUGGGCCACACCAUCCCUGUGACGACAGAUGAGGACCUAAUGGUGUGGAUGCGUCCAGCCUCGCUUCCAACUUUUCGAAAGCUGCAUCGUGUUAUUCACACAGAUCUCCCGCCUGGGAGAUAUUUGAUGUUGAUUGGGGAACACUUUGAUGUCUCCUCUUUUGGUGGCACAAAAUCCUUUGUAUUGGCCACACUAUCUUGGUUGGGAGGGAAGAACGUAUGGCUGCAGGCGUUGUACCUUUCAACGGGUGGGUUUUCCGUGAUUUUUGCUGUUGUGUUACUGUUGGUACAUCGGUUUUGUGGCGACCGUGCCUCAAAGGCCAUUGACGCGUUGAUCCGAAAAUGA